Colletotrichum truncatum is the source of this 1344-nucleotide messenger RNA. Its product is annotated as 60s ribosomal biogenesis protein. Gene Ontology annotation, cellular component: nucleolus. Gene Ontology annotation, molecular function: 5S rRNA binding. Gene Ontology annotation, biological process: ribosomal large subunit assembly; rRNA processing. Lineage: Eukaryota; Fungi; Ascomycota; Sordariomycetes; Glomerellales; Glomerellaceae. The record is from RefSeq and is a predicted model, not a curated record.
AUGCCUGUCCUCAAACCCCUUGCGGGCGACGGCGAUGCGCCGCAGCAACACAAGCAACCCUCAAGAAAAGGAAAAAAGGCGUGGCGGAAGAAUGUCGACGUGACCGAGGUUCAGGACGGUCUCGACGAGUUGAACAAGCAGAUUAUUCAGGGUGGUGUCGUCGCAGAGAAGGACUCAGCAGACCUUUUCACCCUCGACACGGUCGGCAAGGUCGAGAAGCGCACCAAGCCCAAGAAGACUCUCAAGUCAGACGAAAUUAUCGCCGCUCGCUCCGCCGUCCCCCCAGUUUUCUCGCGCAAGAAGCGUGAAAACGAAGCCUCGAAAACUAACGACGGCCUCCUCCCCGUCAAGCGCCAGCGCACCGAUUGGGUCUCCCACAAGGAGCUCGCGCGCCUUCGCAAGGUUGCCGACGGCCAGCACGAAUCUUCUAUCACCGUUCAGGAUGCCACUUACGAUCUCUGGGGUGCUCCCGCGCCCACUGCAGUGGCAGAGAAGGCGGACGACAAGGACAACUUCAUCCCGCCUGUAGUAAAAGCCAAGCCCCCCAAGACGCUCAAGCACCAGCCCAUCUCUCUCACGGCCAGCGGCAAGCAAAUUCCUGCGGUUAUCAAGCCCAGCGGAGGCUACUCUUACAACCCCACUUUUGACGACUACGCCGACCGCCUGGAGGAAGAGAGUGCCAAGGCCGUUGCAGCGGAGGAAGCCCGUCUCGCUGCCGAAGAAGCUGACCGCCUUAAGCGGGAAGCCGCAGCCCGGUCAGGCGCCGAAGCCGAUGCCGCUGAAGCACGCGCGCAGCUGUCAGAAUGGGACGAGGACUCCGCCUGGGAGGGCUUCGAGAGCGGUGUCGACGAUGACAAGCCUUCGCUCAAGCGCCCGCAGCGCAAGACACCGUCCCAGAGAAACCGCAUCAAGCGCCGCAAGGAGGCGGAGCGCGAAGCCAAGCACCAACUCGCCAUGAAGAAGAAGGCUGCGCAGGAGGAACGCAUCAAGCAGAUCGCUGCUGAGAUUGCCGAACGUGACGCGGCAAAGAGCGCUCUGGAGCUCGCCAAGGAGGUUGGAGAGGGCAGUGAUGCGGAUGAUGACGAUGAUAUCGUUGAUGAAGGCCCGCUGAGGAGACGGCAACUGGGCAAGUACAAGCUGCCUGAGAAGGAUCUUGAGCUGGUCUUGCCGGAUGAGCUGCAGGAUUCGCUGCGGUUGUUGAGGCCCGAAGGCAACCUUCUCAAGGACCGGUACCGCAGCAUGCUCCUCCGUGGCAAGGUGGAGGUCAGAAGGCACCUUCCAUUCAAGAAGCAGGCCAGGACGAAGCUCACAGAGAAGUGGCAAUACAAGGAUUUCAAGAUUUAG